AUGGAAGAGCCUGAAGAGGGAGUCACGGCUCAACAUAGACGAGACCGUGCCGCUUAUGACAUAUGGAAGAAGAAGAAUUCCACUGCUCGCAUUACUUUGUUGAGCAGCAUGGACAAUGAUCUCAUGAAGAAGUACCGGGAUUAUGAAUUAGCAAAGGACAUAAAAUGCAAUACUGAAAAGGCUCAAGGGAAGAAGAGAAAGUUCUUCAAGAACAAUCUUGGCAAAUGGAAGAAAGGUGAAGAUAGGAGUUUUUCAAAACUCUAUGAGCGACAUGCUUAUGAUUUGUCUAAAAAGCUAUGGGACAAUGGAGGUAUUAGUGGUGUCCUUGAAUCAGUGGCAAAGUAUAACGUAGAAGCCAAAAAGAAUCAAAACAAGGAAGGGAGUAGUGAGUCUUUAGCUCUUUUCAAAGCUGAGUUGAACGAUGGAGCUAGGGAUAGGGAGAAGAUAGAUAUUGAUAAUGAUAAGAAAGGGAGCCUGAGCAGUGAAAAAGAGAUGCUUUGGUUUGAUAAGAGUGUUGGGAUGGCUAGAUUGGAGGAGCCAAAAGAGCGGAAUUGGUGGAAGAAGCUGCAAAUUGCUCAGUUGCAGUUGUUUGUGGAACGAAAUGAUUUGAUUAAGGAGCAGACUAAGUUGAUUUUGGAGGCCAUGAAAUCAUCCGGUCAUUAG
Molecule: messenger RNA, 663 nt
Organism: Pistacia vera
Lineage: Eukaryota; Viridiplantae; Streptophyta; Magnoliopsida; Sapindales; Anacardiaceae
Product: probable transcription factor At1g11510
Exons: 2
Coding region: 1-663 (220 amino acids)
Source: RefSeq, a predicted model, not a curated record